Molecule: messenger RNA, 9132 nt
Organism: Octodon degus (degu)
Lineage: Eukaryota; Metazoa; Chordata; Mammalia; Rodentia; Octodontidae
Gene: Flnc
Product: filamin C
Exons: 48
Coding region: 243-8387 (2714 amino acids)
Biological process (GO): actin cytoskeleton organization
Molecular function (GO): actin filament binding
Source: RefSeq, a predicted model, not a curated record
GGGCAGCAGCCCAGGGGCUUCUUAAACCCCCCGCCCUGGCCAGCCCUGUACUUCCCGAGCACUGCUCCGCCCCCGGAGGGAGACAGCGAACGGCAGCGAGAGGCCCGAAGCCCCGCCAGUCAGGGCGCUGAGAAGUUGGAGAAGAGUGCAGCGCAGAGUCCCGCAGUAGCGACCCGACAGCACCCGAACCCCGAAACCCCCAGGCCAAGCAGCAGCCCCGACUCCCCCCAGGCCCCGACAGCAUGAUGAACAACAGCGGCUACCCGGACGUCUCCGGCUUUGGCCUGGGCGAUGAGGUGGACGAGAUGCCGUCCACCGAGAAGGACUUGGCCGAGGACGCACCGUGGAAGAAGAUUCAGCAGAACACGUUCACGCGCUGGUGCAACGAGCACCUCAAGUGCGUGGGCAAGCGCCUCACAGAUCUGCAGCGAGACCUCAGCGAUGGGCUGCGGCUCAUCGCCUUGCUGGAGGUGCUCAGCCAAAAGCGCAUGUACCGCAAGUUCCACCCGCGCCCCAACUUCCGCCAGAUGAAGCUGGAGAAUGUGUCCGUGGCCCUCGAAUUCCUGGAGCGCGAACACAUCAAACUCGUGUCCAUCGACAGCAAGGCCAUCGUGGAUGGUAACCUGAAGCUGAUCUUGGGCCUGAUCUGGACGCUGAUCCUGCACUACUCCAUCUCCAUGCCCAUGUGGGAGGAUGAGGAUGAUGAGGAUGCUCGCAAGCAGACACCAAAGCAGCGCCUGCUUGGCUGGAUCCAGAACAAGGUGCCACAGCUGCCCAUCACUAACUUCAACCGAGACUGGCAGGAUGGCAAGGCCCUGGGUGCCCUGGUGGACAACUGUGCACCUGGCCUCUGCCCAGACUGGGAGGCCUGGGAUCCCAACCAGCCUGUACAGAACGCCCGAGAGGCCAUGCAACAGGCAGACGACUGGCUCGGGGUGCCCCAGGUGAUUGCGCCCGAGGAGAUUGUGGACCCCAACGUGGAUGAGCAUUCAGUCAUGACCUACCUCUCCCAGUUUCCCAAAGCCAAGCUCAAACCUGGCGCCCCUGUUCGCUCCAAGCAGCUGAACCCCAAGAAAGCUAUUGCCUAUGGGCCUGGCAUUGAGCCCCACGGCAACACAGUGCUGCAGCCUGCUCACUUCACUGUACAGACAGUGGAUGCUGGGCUGGGAGAGGUGCUGGUCUACAUUGAGGACCCUGAGGGCCACACGGAAGAGGCCAAGGUGGUUCCCAAUAAUGACAAGGAUCGCACAUAUGCUGUCUCCUAUGUGCCCAAGGUUGCUGGAUUACACAAGGUGACUGUGCUCUUUGCUGGCCAGAACAUUGAGCGUAGCCCCUUUGAGGUGAAUGUGGGCAUGGCCCUUGGGGAUGCCAACAAGGUGUCAGCCCGUGGCCCUGGCCUGGAACCUGUGGGUAAUGUGGCAAACAAACCCACCUACUUUGACAUCUACACUGCUGGGGCUGGCACUGGUGACGUUGCUGUGGUGAUCGUGGACCCACAGGGCCGUCAGGACACAGUAGAGGUGGCCCUGGAGGACAAGGGUGACAGCACAUUCCGUUGCACAUACAGGCCUGUGAUGGAGGGACCUCACACAGUGCACGUGGCCUUUGCCGGUUCCCCCAUCACUCGCAGUCCAUUCCCUGUCCAUGUGGCAGAAGUGCCCCCGCCGCCUCCUGCUCCCUCUGUGCCCAUCGUCCACCAGGCCAAGAGAGUGGCGCCACCCUGUAACCCCAAUGCCUGCCGUGCCUCUGGACGAGGCCUGCAGCCCAAAGGUGUCCGUGUGAAAGAGGUGGCUGACUUCAAGGUGUUCACCAAGGGUGCUGGUAGUGGGGAGCUCAAGGUCACAGUUAAGGGGCCAAAGGGCACAGAGGAGCUGGUAAAGGUUCGAGAAGCUGGAGAUGAUGUGUUUGAGUGCGAGUACUACCCCGUGGUGCCUGGGAAGUAUGUGGUGACCAUCACAUGGGGUGGCUACGCCAUCCCCCGAAGCCCUUUCGAGGUCCAGGUGAGCCCAGAAGCAGGGACACAGAAGGUGCGAGCCUGGGGCCCUGGUUUGGAGACUGGCCAGGUGGGCAAGUCAGCUGACUUUGUGGUGGAGGCCAUUGGCACAGAAGUGGGGACACUGGGUUUUUCCAUUGAGGGGCCCUCACAGGCCAAGAUUGAGUGCGAUGACAAGGGCGAUGGUUCCUGCGAUGUGCGGUACUGGCCCACAGAGCCUGGCGAGUAUGCCGUGCAUGUCAUUUGUGAUGACGAGGACAUCCGUGACUCCCCUUUCAUUGCCCACAUCCAGCCAGCCCCACCAGACUGCUUCCCGGACAAGGUGAAGGCCUUUGGGCCUGGGCUGGAGCCCACUGGCUGCAUUGUAGACAAGCCUGCUGAGUUCACCAUCGAUGCCCGAGCAGCCGGCAAGGGAGACCUGAAGCUCUAUGCCCAGGAUGCAGACGGCUGCCCCAUCGAUAUCAAAGUGAUCCCCAACGGUGACGGCACCUUCCGCUGCUCCUACGUGCCCACCAAGCCCAUCAAGCACACCAUCAUCGUCUCCUGGGGUGGCGUCAACGUGCCUAAGAGCCCCUUCAGGGUGAAUGUGGGAGAAGGCAGUCACCCCGAGAGGGUGAAGGUAUAUGGCCCCGGCGUGGAGAAGACAGGCCUCAAGGCCAAUGAGCCCACUUACUUCACAGUGGACUGCAGUGAAGCAGGGCAAGGCGACGUGAGCAUUGGCAUCAAGUGCGCCCCUGGUGUCGUGGGACCUGCAGAAGCUGACAUUGACUUUGACAUCAUCAAGAAUGACAACGACACCUUCACAGUCAAGUACACGCCCCCAGGAGCUGGUCACUACACUAUCAUGGUGCUGUUUGCCAACCAGGAGAUCCCUGCCAGCCCCUUCCACAUCAAGGUGGACCCAUCCCAUGAUGCCAGCAAGGUCAAGGCUGAGGGUCCAGGGCUGAACCGCACAGGUGUGGAAGUCGGGAAGCCCACUCACUUCACGGUGCUAACCAAGGGAGCCGGCAAGGCCAAGCUGGAUGUGCACUUUGCUGGGGCUGCCAAGGGUGAGGUUGUGCGGGACUUUGAAAUCAUAGACAACCAUGACUACUCCUACACCGUCAAGUACACCGCUGUCCAGCAGGGCAACAUGGCAGUGACUGUGACCUAUGGCGGGGACCCUGUCCCCAAAAGCCCCUUUAUAGUAAAUGUGGCACCCCCACUGGACCUCAGCAAAGUCAAAGUUCAAGGCCUCAACAGCAAAGUGGCUGUGGGGCAGGAGCAAGCAUUUUCUGUGAACACUCGAGGGGCCGGUGGUCAGGGCCAGCUGGAUGUGCGAAUGACCUCACCCUCCCGACGGCCAAUCCCCUGCAAACUGGAGCCUGGGGGUGGAGCAGAAGCCCAGGCAGUUCGUUACAUGCCCCCUGAAGAGGGACCCUACAAGGUGGAAAUCACCUAUGACGGUCACCCAGUGCCUGGUAGCCCCUUUGCUGUGGAGGGUGUACUGCCCCCCGACCCCUCUAAGGUCUGUGCUUAUGGCCCUGGGCUCAAGGGUGGCCUGGUAGGCACCCCUGCACCAUUCUCCAUCGACACCAAAGGUGCUGGCACAGGUGGCCUCGGGCUGACUGUGGAGGGCCCCUGUGAGGCCAAGAUCGAGUGUCAGGACAAUGGCGAUGGCUCAUGUGCCGUCAGCUACCUGCCCACAGAGCCCGGCGAGUACACCAUCAAUAUCCUGUUUGCCGAAGCCCACAUCCCAGGAUCGCCCUUCAAGGCUACCAUCCAGCCCGUGUUUGACCCAAGCAAGGUUCGGGCCAGUGGGCCAGGCCUGGAGCGUGGCAAGGCUGGAGAGGCAGCCACCUUCACUGUGGAUUGCUCGGAGGCGGGUGAGGCUGAGCUGACCAUUGAGAUCCUGUCCGAUGCUGGCGUCAAGGCAGAGGUGCUGAUCCACAACAACGCAGAUGGCACCUACCACAUCACCUAUAGCCCCGCAUUCCCUGGCACCUAUACCAUCACCAUCAAGUAUGGCGGCCACCCAAUCCCCAAAUUCCCCACCCGUGUCCACGUGCAACCAGCUGUUGACACAAGCGGUGUCAAGGUCUCGGGCCCUGGAGUGGAGCCUCAUGGUGUCCUGCGGGAAGUGACCACUGAGUUCACUGUGGAUGCAAGAUCUUUAACAGCCAUGGGUGGCAACCACGUGACAGCUCGUGUGCUCAACCCCUCGGGUGCUAAGACAGACACCUACGUGACAGACAAUGGGGAUGGCACCUACCGAGUGCAGUACACGGCCUAUGAAGAGGGGGUACACUUGGUGGAAGUGCUAUAUGAUGAGGUGGCUGUGCCCAAGAGCCCCUUCCGAGUGGGCGUGACUGAAGGCUGUGACCCCACCCGAGUCCGGGCCUUUGGGCCAGGCCUAGAGAGUGGCCUGGUCAACAAGUCCAACCGCUUCACUGUGGAAACCAGGGGAGCUGGCACUGGCGGCCUAGGCCUAGCCAUUGAGGGCCCUUCAGAAGCCAAGAUGUCCUGCAAAGACAACAAGGAUGGUAGCUGCACCGUGGAGUACAUCCCCUUCACCCCUGGAGACUAUGAUGUCAACAUCACCUUCGGGGGCCGGCCCAUCCCAGGGAGUCCAUUCCGGGUACCAGUGAAGGACGUGGUGGACCCUGGGAAGGUGAAGUGCUCAGGGCCAGGGCUGGGGGCUGGGGUCAGGGCCCGUGUACCACAGACCUUCACAGUGGACUGCAGUCAAGCCGGACGUGCCCCCCUGCAAGUGGCUGUGCUGGGCCCUACAGGUGUGGCUGAGCCUGUCGAGGUGCGUGACAAUGGGGAUGGCACCCACACUGUCCACUAUACCCCUGCCACUGACGGGCCCUACACAGUAGCUGUCAAGUAUGCUGACCAGGAGGUGCCCCGCAGCCCGUUCAAGAUCAAGGUGCUGCCGGCUCACGAUGCCAGCAAGGUGCGGGCCAGCGGCCCCGGCCUCAAUGCCUCUGGCAUCCCUGCCAGCCUGCCAGUGGAGUUCACCAUCGAUGCUCGGGAUGCUGGGGAGGGGCUGCUCACUGUCCAGAUCCUGGACCCCGAGGGCAAGCCUAAGAAGGCCAAUAUCCGAGACAAUGGGGAUGGCACAUAUACCGUGUCAUACCUGCCAGACAUGAGUGGCCGGUACACCAUCACCAUCAAGUAUGGCGGCGAUGAGAUCCCUUACUCGCCUUUCCGCAUCCAUGCCCUGCCCACUGGAGAUGCCAGCAAGUGCCUUGUUACAGUGUCCAUUGGAGGCCAUGGCCUGGGUGCCUGCCUGGGUCCCCGGAUCCAGAUUGGAGAGGAGACUGUGAUCACAGUGGAUGCCAAGGCAGCUGGCAAGGGGAAGGUGACCUGCACGGUGUCCACGCCAGAUGGGGCAGAGCUUGACGUGGAUGUGGUGGAGAACCACGAUGGUACCUUUGACAUCUACUACACCGCGCCCGAACCGGGCAAGUACGUCAUCACCAUCCGCUUUGGGGGCGAGCACAUCCCCAACAGCCCCUUCCACGUUCUGGCUACAGAGGAGCCCGUGGUGCCCAUGGAGCCCUUGGAGUCCAUGCUGCGGCCCUUCAACCUGGUCAUCCCCUUCACUGUGCAGAAAGGAGAGCUCACAGGGGAGGUGAGGAUGCCCUCUGGGAAGACUGCCCGACCCAACAUCACUGACAACAAGGAUGGCACCAUCACGGUGAGGUAUGCGCCUACCGAGAAGGGACUGCACCAGAUGGGGAUCAAAUAUGACGGCAACCACAUCCCCGGGAGCCCCUUGCAGUUCUAUGUGGACGCCAUCAACAGCCGCCAUGUCAGUGCCUAUGGGCCAGGCCUGAGCCAUGGUAUGGUCAACAAGCCGGCUACUUUUACCAUUGUCACCAAGGAUGCUGGAGAAGGGGGUCUAUCUCUGGCUGUGGAGGGCCCAUCCAAGGCAGAGAUCACCUGUAAGGACAAUAAGGAUGGCACCUGCACCGUAUCCUACCUGCCCACAGCACCUGGAGACUACAGCAUCAUCGUGCGCUUUGAUGACAAGCACAUCCCAGGGAGUCCCUUCACAGCCAAGAUCACAGGUGAUGACUCGAUGAGGACCUCACAGCUGAAUGUGGGCACUUCCACGGAUGUGUCACUGAAGAUCACAGAAAGUGACCUGAGCCUGCUCACUGCCAGCAUCCGAGCACCUUCAGGCAACGAGGAGCCCUGCCUGCUGAAGCGCCUGCCCAACCGGCACAUCGGGAUCUCCUUCACCCCCAAGGAGGUCGGCGAGCACGUGGUAAGCGUGCGCAAGGGCGGCAAACACGUCACCAACAGCCCCUUCAAGAUUCUGGUGGGGCCAUCUGAGAUUGGGGAUGCCAGCAAGGUCCGGGUCUGGGGCAAGGGCCUCUCCGAGGGGCACACUUUCCAGGUGGCAGAGUUCUUCGUGGACACACGUAAUGCAGGUUAUGGGGGCCUGGGGCUAAGCAUUGAAGGCCCUAGCAAGGUGGACAUCAACUGUGAGGACAUGGAGGAUGGCACAUGCAAAGUCACCUACUGCCCCACGGAGCCUGGCACCUACAUCAUCAACAUAAAGUUUGCUGACAAGCAUGUGCCUGGAAGCCCCUUCACUGUGAAGGUGACUGGUGAGGGCCGCAUGAAGGAAAGCAUCACCCGGCGUAGACAGGCGCCUUCCAUUGCCACCAUCGGCAGUACCUGCGACCUCAACCUCAAGAUCCCAGGGAACUGGUUCCAGAUGGUAUCUGCCCAGGAGCGCCUGACACGCACCUUCACACGCAGCAGCCACACAUACACCCGUACAGAGCGGACCGAGAUCAGCAAGACGCGGGGCGGGGAGACAAAGCGUGAGGUGCGGGUGGAGGAGUCCACCCAGGUCGGUGGGGACCCUUUCCCUGCUGUUUUUGGGGACUUCCUGGGCCGGGAACGUCUGGGCUCCUUCGGCAGCAUCACCCGGCAGCAGGAAGGGGAAGCCAGCUCUCAGGACAUGACUGCACAGGUGACCAGUCCAUCCGGCAAGAUAGAAGCUGCAGAGAUCGUCGAGGGGGAGGACAGUGCCUACAGUGUGCGCUUUGUGCCUCAGGAGAUGGGGCCCCAUACGGUCACUGUCAAGUACCGUGGCCAGCAUGUGCCUGGCAGCCCCUUCCAGUUCACUGUGGGCCCGCUGGGUGAAGGAGGUGCUCACAAGGUGCGAGCUGGAGGCACAGGGCUAGAGAGAGGUGUGGCCGGCGUGCCAGCUGAGUUUAGCAUCUGGACCCGAGAAGCUGGUGCUGGGGGUCUGUCCAUUGCAGUGGAGGGCCCCAGCAAGGCAGAGAUUGCAUUUGAAGACCGCAAAGAUGGCUCCUGUGGGGUCUCCUAUAUUGUCCAGGAGCCAGGUGACUAUGAAGUGUCCAUCAAGUUUAACGAUGAGCACAUCCCAGACAGCCCCUUCGUGGUGCCCGUGGCCUCCCUCUCAGAUGAUGCACGCCGUCUCACGGUCACCAGCCUCCAGGAGACGGGGCUCAAGGUGAACCAGCCAGCAUCCUUUGCAGUGCAGCUGAAUGGUGCCCGGGGCGUGAUUGAUGCGAGGGUCCACACACCGUCAGGGGCAGUAGAGGAGUGCUAUGUCUCUGAGCUGGACAGUGACAAGCAUACCAUCCGCUUCAUUCCGCAUGAGAAUGGUGUCCACUCCAUCGAUGUCAAGUUCAAUGGUGCCCACAUCCCUGGAAGCCCCUUCAAGAUUCGUGUAGGAGAACAAAGCCAGGCCGGGGACCCAGGCUUGGUGUCAGCCUAUGGUCCUGGGCUUGAGGGAGGCACCACUGGUGUGUCAUCAGAAUUCAUUGUGAACACCCUGAAUGCAGGCUCAGGGGCCUUGUCUGUCACUAUCGAUGGCCCCUCUAAGGUGCAGUUGGACUGUCGGGAGUGUCCUGAGGGCCAUGUGGUCACCUACACUCCCAUGGCCCCUGGCAACUACCUCAUCGCCAUCAAGUACGGUGGCCCCCAGCACAUCGUGGGCAGCCCCUUCAAAGCUAAGGUCACAGGUCCCCGGCUGUCUGGAGGUCACAGCCUUCAUGAAACAUCCACUGUUCUGGUGGAGACUGUGACCAAGUCAUCCUCAAGCCGUGGUUCCAGCUAUAGUUCCAUCCCCAAGUUCUCCUCAGAUGCCAGCAAGGUGGUGACACGGGGCCCUGGGCUGUCCCAGGCCUUUGUGGGUCAAAAGAACUCCUUCACCGUGGACUGCAGCAAAGCAGGCACCAACAUGAUGAUGGUGGGUGUGCAUGGGCCCAAGACCCCCUGCGAGGAGGUGUAUGUGAAGCACAUAGGGAACCGGGUAUACAAUGUCACCUACACUGUCAAGGAGAAAGGGGACUACAUCCUCAUUGUCAAGUGGGGUGAUGAAAGUGUCCCUGGAAGCCCCUUCAAAGUCAAUGUGCCUUGAAUCCCAGAAGUGCCUCCCCCAGCCUCAGCCCCCACCUCCGGCCAAGCACUCACACCCAUCCACACACCAGUGUGCCACACCCAGACACACUCACACAGAGCCAGCACUAGACACCUGCCUUGGGUGUGACUUGAAUGGCACAGCCUCCUUGCCCUCUGUGGAUGGAGGCUUUUUAUCUGUCUCAGGCUGGUGUCCUCCCUUGGAUGUGCCAUAAGGGGAGAUGGGGCCAGGCUCAGAGGCAGAGGCUGUGACACAGUGCAGCACAGGGGGUGAGGGGAGCCCUGAGUUUCCUGGUAGAGCCAUGGCCAGUGGGGGAGCAAGGUUUUGGGGGCGUCUGUGAGAGUGGUUACCCUCAAAUCACUCUGCCGGCCAGGCUGCCUUGCCUGAGGACUGCAUCUGGCCUCUCCGGUGGUGGCCACCACCCUGGAGUGUUAAGGACUUGGAAAAGAAAGCACAAUUGGAGAAGAGAGCAGAUCUGGAACAAGCAGCAUGUGGGCUGCCCCAAGCUCUAUGUACCCCACCCAAGCCAGGCUUCCUCGGGGACUGAUUUCUCUCUCUCCCUCCCACCCUCCCUCCUCCUCCCUCUCCCUCCCUCUCUUUUUUACGGUUGCACAGCUCUGCCCCUUGGGGGGCCUUUUUUACACACUGCGAGGCCCAGCUUUCUGGGGGUCUUUUGCACAUGUCAUGCAGCUCAGCUGGGAGCUGCUUAGGUGGAAAACUCCAAAUAAAGUGCGGCUGUCGCAGA